This is a messenger RNA of Chaetomium globosum CBS 148.51, 627 nucleotides long. RefSeq lists its product as uncharacterized. Bases 1 to 627 code for a protein of 208 amino acids. The transcript has 5 exons. The record is from RefSeq and is a predicted model, not a curated record. NCBI's taxonomy places the organism in Eukaryota, Fungi, Ascomycota, Sordariomycetes, Sordariales, Chaetomiaceae.
AUGGCCAAGGAUGCGAAAUUCCAGACUGACCAUCUCUUCGAGCUCCAGAUCGUCAAGAUGCUGUUGCGAACCGCGUACACGGGCGGCCUGCCCAAGGUGGACAAGAAAGCUGCCACGCAGCCCAUCGAGGCACCCAAGAUUACCGAGGAGAACAUCCUCACGGGGUGGCAUAAACGCUACCCCUCCAACAUCGAUCUGAACCCGGUUCAUGACCCAUCCGUCAAGGGCAUGCCGGAAAACUAUCGCCCCCCCGAAAACACCCCUGCCGACCGGGUGAUGACAGCACUAGGCGACUGGGGCAACCUGCAGAACCUAGUUGCGACCACGGGUAUGCUCAGCGGCGCGCCGGAGAACCACAAAGUGGCCGCCGAGAAGAUUGAAGCGACAUUCCAGGGGAUCUUCUUGGUGUUUGAGUACAUCAACAACCCCAGGCUUGAGCCCGUUUGGCGGCAGGCAUACAAGGGGUUCAACCAGGAGGUCGUCAACAUGGAUCUCCAUAUGCCCGAGCUCAAGGGGAUGAAGGCAAUCUGGGAGGAGCUGUGGCCGGCUUACCAACGAGUUGUCGCACAGAGGGCGUACGACUGGGUGCUUACAACCUCGGACAUGAUUGAGAGGGAUAUUGUCUAA